Messenger RNA from Loxodonta africana (African savanna elephant), 936 nucleotides. RefSeq names its product olfactory receptor 7G2-like. Gene Ontology annotation, cellular component: plasma membrane. The transcript has a single exon. Gene Ontology annotation, molecular function: olfactory receptor activity; G protein-coupled receptor activity. Bases 1 to 936 code for a protein of 311 amino acids. The record is from RefSeq and is a predicted model, not a curated record. NCBI's taxonomy places the organism in Eukaryota, Metazoa, Chordata, Mammalia, Proboscidea, Elephantidae. Gene Ontology annotation, biological process: G protein-coupled receptor signaling pathway.
AUGGAACUCAGAAAUCAAACAGGUAUUUCAAAAUUCCUUCUCCUGGCACUGACGGAGGAUCCAGAACUACAGCCCCUUUUAUUUAAUCUGUUUCUGUUCAUAUACCUGGUCACUGUCCUAGGAAACCUGAUCAUUUUUCUGGCUGUCAUCUCUGACCCCAAACUCCACACCCCUAUGUAUUUCUUUCUUGCCAAUCUGUCCUUCACUGACAUCUGUUUCAGCACCACCACGAUCCCAAAGAUGCUGGUGAACCUCCAAGUACAGAAUCAGAGCAUCACUUAUGCAGGCUGCCUCACCCAGGUCUGCUUUGCCCUCGUCUUUGUUACUUUAGAAAAUUUUCUCCUUGGAGUAAUGGCCUAUGACCGCUAUGUAGCCAUUUGUCACCCACUGAGGUACACUGUCAUCAUGAACCUCCGCCUCUGUGGUCUGACAAUUCUACUCUCCUUGUUGGUUAGCAUCUUGAAUGCCUUGCUCCACAGUCUGAUGUUAUUGCGACUGUCCUUCUGCACAGAUCUGGAAAUUCCUUACUUCUGUGAAGUUCUUCAGAUCACCAAGGUUGCCUGUUCUGAUAACCUCAUCAAUAAAAUCAUCACAUAUUUUACAGCUACCAUAUUAGGAGGUAUUCCUCUCUCUGGAAUCAUUUUUUCUUAUACUCAAAUUGUCUCCUCCAUUUUGAGAAUGCCAUCAGCAGGUGGAAUGUAUAAAGCUUUUUCCACCUGUGGGUCUCACUUCUCAGUUCUUUCCUUGUUCUACGGGACAGGCUUUGGUUCAUAUAUUAGUGCUGCAUUUACACAGUCUUCCAGGAAGACUGCAGUAGCUUCAGUUAUGUACACUGUGGUCACUCCCAUGAUGAACCCCUUUAUCUACAGCCUGAGAAACAGGGACAUGAAGGGGGCUUUGAGAAAAAUCAUCAGGAGCAUACCUGCUUUUCAGUGA